Molecule: messenger RNA, 4886 nt
Organism: Bufo bufo (common toad)
Lineage: Eukaryota; Metazoa; Chordata; Amphibia; Anura; Bufonidae
Gene: EPHA7
Product: EPH receptor A7
Exons: 17
Coding region: 124-3093 (989 amino acids)
Biological process (GO): cell surface receptor protein tyrosine kinase signaling pathway; protein phosphorylation; axon guidance
Cellular component (GO): neuron projection; plasma membrane
Molecular function (GO): protein binding; ATP binding; transmembrane-ephrin receptor activity
Source: RefSeq, a predicted model, not a curated record
GCGCUGGAGCAGGGACGAGCAUCCCUCCGUUCACAGGAAUGUAUUCUGCCGGCUGCCACUCUGCGCCCAGCACCUGAGAGUCCGCAGUCCGACGGCAGCCGCCCGCUCCGAGCACAGAGCACCAUGUCCCCCCGCGCGGCUCAGAGGACCUUCUUCCUCUGCCUCCUUCUAUUUGCACAUCCCGCGGAUGCACAGACUGCCAAGGAAGUUAUUUUGCUGGAUUCCAAAGCACAACAGACAGAACUGGAAUGGAUCUCCUCUCCAUCCAGUGGGUGGGAAGAAAUCAGUGGAUUGGAUGAAAACUACACACCUAUUAGAACUUAUCAGGUAUGUCAGGUCCUGGAACCCAACCAGAACAACUGGCUACGAACUAACUGGAUAUCUAAAGCCAACGCACAAAGGAUUUUUGUGGAGCUAAAGUUCACUUUAAGGGAUUGUAACAGUCUUCCUGGUGUACUGGGAACUUGCAAGGAAACCUUUAACUUGUAUUACUAUGAAACCGAUUACGACACUGGCAGAAACAUGAGAGAAAAUCAAUAUGUGAAAAUAGACACUAUUGCCGCAGACGAAAGUUUUACCCAAGGAGAUCUCGGAGAGCGCAAAAUGAAGCUGAAUACAGAGGUUCGGGAAAUUGGCCCCCUCUCCAGGAAGGGAUUCUACCUGGCAUUCCAGGACGUCGGAGCCUGCAUUGCCCUGGUGUCAGUGAAGGUCUACUACAAGAAAUGCUGGACCAUCAUUGAGAACUUAGCCAUAUUCCCUGACACCGUCACUGGCUCCGAAUUCUCCUCCUUGGUCGAAGUAAGAGGGACAUGCGUGAGCAACGCCGAGGAAGAAGCCGAUAAUUCUCCCAAGAUGCACUGCAGUGCGGAAGGCGAAUGGUUGGUGCCCAUUGGAAAAUGCAUCUGCAGAGCGGGGUAUCAGCAAAAAGGCGAUACCUGUGAACCUUGUGUUCGUGGCUUCUAUAAAUUUCGUCACAAGACUUGCAGUGCCUCCCGAUGUCCGGAACAUAGCUUCUCUGACAGGGAAGGCUCAUCUCGUUGUGACUGUGAAGAUGGUUUCUACGGGGCCUAUUCUGAUCCAUCGUAUAUCGCGUGUACAAGACCACCUUCAGCUCCACAGAAUCUCAUUUACAACAUCAACCAGACAACAGUGAGCCUGGAAUGGAGUCCUCCUGCGGAUAAUGGUGGAAGGAAUGAUGUCACCUAUCGCGUUAUAUGCAAGAGAUGCAGCUGGGAGCAUGGGGAAUGUGUACCCUGUGGGAACCCUGUGGGAUAUGUGCCUCAGCAAAGUGGAUUAAUAGAUACCUAUAUUACUAUUGUGGACCUUCUUGCUCAUGCCAACUACACUUUUGAAGUUGAAGCGGUAAACGGGGUUUCUGACCUGAGCCGUUCACAAAGACUAUUUGCUGCAGUCAGUAUUACAACUGGUCAAGCUGCGCCAUCUCAAGUAAGUGGGGUAAUGAAGGACAGAGUGUUGCAGCGCAGUGUCGAUCUAUCCUGGCAGGAACCCGAACAUCCCAACGGAGUCAUCACAGAAUAUGAGAUCAAGUAUUACGAGAAAGAUCAAAAAGAACGCACUUACUCCACGCUGAAAACAAAAUUAACAUCUGUUUCAGUCAAUAACCUUCGACCUGGAACGGUUUAUGUGUUUCAAAUUCGAGCUUUCACUGCUGCUGGUUAUGGAAUGUACAGUCCCAGGCUUGAUGUCACUACCUUGGAGGAAGCUACUGCGACUGCUGUUUCCAGUGAGCAGAAUCCUGUCAUUAUAAUUGCAGUGGUUGCUGUGGCUGGCACUAUUAUUUUGGUCUUCAUGGUCUUUGGUUUCAUCAUUGGAAGAAGGCAUUGUGGCUAUAGCAAAGCUGACCAAGAGGGGGACGAAGAGCUAUACUUUCAUUUUAAAUUUCCAGGCACCAAAACCUACAUUGACCCUGAAACAUAUGAAGAUCCGAAUAGAGCUGUCCAUCAAUUUGCUAAGGAGUUAGAUGCAUCUUGUAUAAAAAUUGAGCGUGUAAUUGGUGCAGGAGAGUUUGGAGAAGUGUGCAGUGGUCGCCUAAAGCUUCCAGGAAAAAGAGAUGUAGCAGUUGCCAUAAAGACACUGAAGGUUGGCUACACAGAGAAACAAAGGAGGGAUUUCCUGUGCGAAGCGAGUAUAAUGGGCCAGUUUGACCAUCCAAAUGUUGUUCAUUUGGAAGGGGUAGUGACGCGUGGGAAACCAGUAAUGAUUGUAAUUGAAUACAUGGAGAACGGAGCUCUAGACGCAUUUUUAAGGAAACAUGAUGGACAGUUCACCGUCAUUCAGCUGGUGGGGAUAUUGAGAGGCAUUGCAGCAGGAAUGAGGUAUUUGGCCGAUAUGGGAUACGUACAUCGGGAUCUUGCGGCGCGCAACAUUCUAGUCAAUAGUAACCUUGUCUGCAAAGUAUCAGAUUUUGGCUUAUCUCGAGUUAUAGAAGAUGACGCAGAUGCAGUAUACACAACAACUGGAGGAAAAAUCCCAGUUCGGUGGACAGCUCCAGAGGCAAUCCAGUACCGCAAAUUUACAUCAGCCAGUGAUGUAUGGAGUUAUGGGAUUGUCAUGUGGGAAGUAAUGUCCUAUGGAGAAAGGCCUUACUGGGAUAUGUCAAACCAGGAUGUGAUAAAAGCUAUUGAGGAGGGUUAUCGGUUGCCAGCACCAAUGGAUUGUCCCGCAGGUCUUCAUCAGCUGAUGUUAGAUUGCUGGCAAAAGGAACGUGGAGAGCGACCUAAGUUUGAGCAGAUUGUUGGUAUUCUCGACAAAAUGAUCCGGAACCCCAACAGCUUGAAAACCCCAAUGGGAACUUGUAACAGACCUGUCAGUCCACUCUUGGACCAGAACACCCUUGAUUUCUCAACAUUCUGCUCUGUUGGAGAGUGGUUAGAAGCUAUUAAGAUGGAACGGUAUAAAGAGAACUUCAGCUCUGCAGGAUACAAUUCCCUUGAAGCAGUGGCCAGAAUGACAAUAAACGAUGUCAUAAGCUUAGGAAUUUCACUGGUUGGCCAUCAGAAGAAGAUCAUGAGCAGUAUUCAGACUAUGAGAGCACAAAUGAUACACCUUCAUGGAACCGGAAUACAGGUGUGAUAGACAGGCCUCCCUUAUGGGGGAGGUAAGACUAUGAGACAACAGCACUGGCCUUCACUACACAAGAACUGCUGCUAGAAUCUGCUCAGUUAACUGAGUCAUCUCUACUACAGCGUUUUGCAGUAGAUAAAAACCAACUAGAUCCUCAAGCACCUACAGACUUGAACUCCUAAGUGCCACCAGACAUUUCCUGAGAGAGAAAUUGGAUCAGACUCACGUGGCAAGGAUGACAGCAGUAAUAACAAAGUACUACCUGAAUAAAGAACAAACAGAGCUCUCUAACCUCCUUUUUGCCCAAUGGACUUUUUCAAAUGUACUGUACAUAAUUCAUUUUAAAAAAAAAAGAAUAUAUUUGUUGGACAAAAUCUUAAGAUUAUUGGUAAAUGCGGCAAACUAUUUUCCUUAAGCUGUGUUUUAUUAUAUAAUCUUAUUUUAUAAUGUGUUAUUCUCCUUAGAUUAAUUUUUUUUUUCUCGGAGGGGGUUGGUCGAUAUGUUGAAUUGCACAUUUAUUAGGAGACUAAUAUCAUUAGCAUGGUUAGAGUUAUAUUUUGAAUGCUGUUAUUCUGGCAUUUUACUUAGAUAUCUACGUAGACAUUGGCAAAUCAACAGCAAGCAAGUAAAAACUCUGCAGGUUAAUAACUGUUUAUUUUUACAUAUUUUCUAAGAACUUGCUGAAUACGAAGCAAUAAUGGCACUUCGUGCAGCCAUGGCACCUUUGAUACAGAAUACAUAGUGAAAAUAUGAAGUCAUAAAAAUUGCUAAAAGUGAGAGUUAUUUAAUUCUCUGAAAUACAGGGUCUCCUAAACUACAUACUAGAAACUAGUACUGUAAAAUACAAAGCCUUCCCUAUGCGAAUGUCAAGUUCAAUAAAAAAAAAAGCAAAAGACUCUUGUGGCAUAGUCACUAUCUAAACCUUUCACUGCCUGCAAACAAGUGCAAGGUGACUGAGGAAUCAAAAUUUUUUGUACAAUAGAUUUGAAAUAGCCAAAAUAUAUUUUAUACAAGAUCUUGUUGAAUGAAAUCCAUGUUUGAUUGUAAGGUUUUAGAUUUUAUAUUUAGCGCUAUAUAUCAGGGUGACAAAGAUAACUCUUUUGUUUACCAUUCAAGAGAUGGGCAUAGACCAGAAGUUAACGCUUAAACACAUGGCAGUUAGAGUUUAGCUUUUUUUUUUUUUUUUUUAAACGGUACCUGAUGAACAGAGGGUUUUUUUUUUGUGUGUGUCUACUGGAAGCAAUAAUAAAUUGUGUCUUUCUAGAUAUUCCCUUUGUGCAUAUCUUUAGAGUAAGAAAUAUAUUUGUAAAAUAUGUUUAGAUGGUGGGCGACCCCAUCAUGUAGAACAGAUUCGGUUUGUUUAAAGAAAGAUCCCAAGGAUCGAUCAGAAUUUGGUCUUCUUCGAUUUAUGUGGGCAUCCACAGAAUUGUAAAUGUUUCAGUGUAAAGUGUGUAAAUUUUAUUUAUACUGUCUUGUUUUGUAUACACAUUUCUCUGUAGUGAGCUCUGAAUACAUCGAAAAUGCACUAUAUUUUUCUAUUUUACUUGCAGAGAUUCAUAAGAACAGGUAUUUCAAUGCUACAUAAUGUAUUUUACCAUAUAGGACCAAAGAUGGCUGCAGAAAACACAAAUGGAUAUACUCUUCUGCUUACUUUACUUUCCAGUCAUUUUAAUCUCUGUACAUUGUUAUUUUAUGGCAUUUUAUUUAUUUGAUUGUUAGAAUAAAAAAAGAUAAUUUUUAAGAUGUUUCCUUAAAUAUAGUAAAAAAUACAAUUACAAUAUUUCCAUUUCAUAGACACUUCC